UUUGAGCGCCACGGGACUGGAGUCUCCAACGGAGGAAAACCAGAACUCCCGGGACACCGAAAUAUCAGACAUCGGACAGACAUGGCUCUGUACUGUCGCGCGGUUUCUCUUCACCAAGCGCCUUCCUCCGCCGCUCCGCCCCCGGCCCCACCUCUGAUCCCGAAGCAGAGACCUCCUCUUCUCUUCAAGCUCUCGUCUCCCGCCCCGCCGUCGCCGAGCUCCCUCUCUCCUUCCUCUUUCAAAACACUCGCCCAGGCCGAGAAACCCGACGGCGGCGGCGAGGUCGCGGAAGAGGACCCACCUGCCCUUUCCUCUGGAUCACCCUCUUCUGCUCGUUCACAACUGGAUCUUCUGGAGCAACUAACUGCUUCUAGUUCGAGCACAACAGUGAACGGCUACAUGAGUGACAGUAUAAUCGGCAAACUCACCAUCCGCGAUCAACUUGCGCAAUUGGUUGGGGACAGACGAGGAGAUUUCAGUGUUCCCUUGGGUAAGAAGAGCUUAAAGAAGAUGAGCGAAAAGUUCUUAACCAUCUCGCAGAAGAGAAACAUCAAGAGACAAGCUUACCUGGAUGAAGUGUCUCAGAGGAACGAUUCGGUUUUUUUCGCCACUAUCGGAGCGUUUGUAAUUCUUCCGCCUAUCGUAAUUCUAGGGAUAGCAAUAAUAACUGGUUAUGUACAGCUUUUUCCGUGAGAAUUAUAAUAUAUCUCAUACACAGCUUAUGGCACCCUACUCAACAUGAGGCUGUUGUUACUUUCAGUUAUUUACCGCGUCUACAUGUUACGUGUAUUGAGAUUAGUAGGGUUACCGUGCAUGCCGACUUCUCCUGGAGAUGCGGUUUAGCUUGAUUCCAAAACCAGCUAAGCUUGUUGCAAGAAAUUUGGCAUGAAGAAAUAGAGUUCUUGAGGAUCCGUAA
Messenger RNA from Eucalyptus grandis, 916 nucleotides. RefSeq lists its product as uncharacterized. The transcript is spliced from 3 exons. Lineage: Eukaryota; Viridiplantae; Streptophyta; Magnoliopsida; Myrtales; Myrtaceae. Bases 82 to 693 code for a protein of 203 amino acids. Gene Ontology annotation, cellular component: chloroplast. The record is from RefSeq and is a predicted model, not a curated record.